AGGAGGAUGGAUUUCAGACUCCCACUCAGUAGGACCAUGCGCCUGUUCCUGUGGAUGUUCAACUUUUUCUUGUGCUGGAUUCCGGUGGACGCACAGAUGGGGUUCGAUGGUCCACUGUCCGCACAGGAGCAGAUGUACAUCCUGUUUGAAGUGAAACUACAAUGCCAUCAGAACCUGUCCAACAGCGACCCAGGAACCACAGAUGAGGUGUGCCCUCCAGACUGGGAUGGCCUGGUUUGUUGGCCCCAUGGCUCCCCUGGGCUGGUUACCAAGGUCCCCUGUCCUUCUUACAUCUAUGACUUCAAUCACAAAGGACACGCCUAUCGGAAGUGUGAUGUUAACGGUUCUUGGGUGUUUGUGGACCACUGGAACAAAACAUGGUCCAAUUAUUCGGAGUGCCUACGUUUUCUUCAUCCCACUGAUGAGGAACGAAGACAAGAUUUCUUUGAGCGGCUGUAUAUCAUGUACACUGUCGGGUACGCAGUGUCCUUCAGCUCUCUGCUUGUGGCCAUCUUCAUUAUCGGAUACUUCAGGCGUCUUCACUGCACCAGAAACUACAUCCACAUGCACCUGUUCGUUUCCUUCAUGUUGCGGGCGGUCAGCAUCUUUGUCAAGGACCGAGUUGUUCAUUCCAGCGCUGGGUUGCAGGAUUUCGACUCUGCCCUUUUGGACAACUUAAAAACAGUUACCAUGGCACCGCUGGACAAGAGUCAGUACGUCGGCUGUAAGGUGACGGUGUUGCUCUUCAUCUACUUUCUGGCCACCAACUACUUCUGGAUCCUGGUGGAAGGACUCUACCUGCACAGCCUCAUCUUCAUGGCCUUCCACUCAGACUCCAAAUACCUGUGGGGCUUCACUCUCAUUGGAUGGGGGGUCCCUGCAGUGUUCGUGGUGGUGUGGGCGGCGGUCAGGGCCACGCUGGCAGAUGGAAGGUGCUGGGAGUUAAGUGCUGGGAACAUCAAGUGGAUCUACCAGGUGCCCAUCCUGACGGCCAUCGGGCUCAACUUCAUCUUGUUUGUGAACAUUGUGCGAGUCUUGGCGACAAAAAUUCGAGAGACAAACGCAGGGAGAUAUGACACCAGGAAGCAAUACAGGAAACUGGCCAAGUCUACGUUGGUGUUGGUGCUUGUGUUUGGGAUCCACUACAUCGUGUUUGUUGGAAUGCCUCACACAUUUGACGGACCAAGCUGGGAAAUUCGCAUGUACUGUGAGCUGUUUUUCAACUCCUUCCAGGGUUUCUUUGUGUCCAUUAUCUACUGUUUCUGCAAUGGAGAGGUUCAGACAGAGAUCAAGAAAACGUGGACGCGUUGGAACCUGGCGUUGGAGUGGGAGGGGCCGGUGGUCUGCGGCAGCUACCGUUAUGGAUCAGUUGUGGUUGGUCUCAACAACAACCACAGCGCCAGUAGCCACUCCCACCUGGCGGGGGGCGGUCCUUCCACCCGCUCAACCACACUGGUCACGAGUCAAACGAGACCGUCCGCGAUCAGCGUGCACGCCACGCUGCCGGGAUACGUGAUCAGUAACUCAGACUUAUCCAUCCCAGAGGAGCCGGAGGACAGCGGCCCCAAGAGGGUGGACGACAUCUCCUUAAAGGAAACACUGACACUUCCACACACCAGAGCAGCAGAAGAAGACGAUGAAGAGACGCUGUAGCAGCCAAACAAGGA
This is a messenger RNA of Sphaeramia orbicularis (orbiculate cardinalfish), 1667 nucleotides long. It is a transcript of the gene pth2ra, whose product is annotated as parathyroid hormone 2 receptor a. Gene Ontology annotation, biological process: cell surface receptor signaling pathway; adenylate cyclase-modulating G protein-coupled receptor signaling pathway. Gene Ontology annotation, molecular function: peptide hormone binding; parathyroid hormone receptor activity; G protein-coupled peptide receptor activity. Bases 7 to 1653 code for a protein of 548 amino acids. Gene Ontology annotation, cellular component: plasma membrane. The record is from RefSeq and is a predicted model, not a curated record. NCBI's taxonomy places the organism in Eukaryota, Metazoa, Chordata, Actinopteri, Kurtiformes, Apogonidae. The transcript is spliced from 13 exons.